Messenger RNA from Dicentrarchus labrax (European seabass), 2204 nucleotides. RefSeq names its product nanos homolog 2-like. Gene Ontology annotation, biological process: oogenesis; negative regulation of translation. NCBI's taxonomy places the organism in Eukaryota, Metazoa, Chordata, Actinopteri, Moronidae. The transcript has a single exon. Bases 1324 to 1857 code for a protein of 177 amino acids. Gene Ontology annotation, molecular function: mRNA binding; zinc ion binding. Gene Ontology annotation, cellular component: perinuclear region of cytoplasm. The record is from RefSeq and is a predicted model, not a curated record.
ACAAGCCCUCCACUGUCCACAUGAAGCGUCCCGAACACCCAGUGUGAAAGAGGAAUACACAGACAACAUGUUUGUCAACACAUAUUUGAGUAAAAAGCAGUUUAACAACACUGCGGUGGGUGCACGCCUUCUUCCGACGCACAGCCGCAGUGGGGUGAACGCGCAGCACGCAGCUCCAUAAACGACCUGUGCGCCGGCGAUAACAAAGUUGGAGACAUUCAAAAAAAGAGCACCGUGGUCGAGGACGCUUGAAUGCAUCCGUCGGCCCCUCAGUUCUGUUGAUGAGCACUGUGUGGUGUGAGUUUCGGUGUUGUGUGAAAGUUGUAUGAACCAUGAACAAUGAUACUGUUUAAGUGCCAGCGGUCAGCCCAUUAGGUGGGCGCGUCCGUGCAGAUAAACAACAAACACACAUCAUAUGAGAGGGGCCCAGCACUGUGAAUCUUUUUAUUGAUUAUAAUACACAAGGUUGUAUUAAGGGACGUUUGCAGUCCCUUCAUGUUACACAGAAAAACAAUAACAUAGGAAAUGAGCAAAAUAAAAUAAUUAUUUAUAUACAUAUGCGUAUACACCCAGGAAAUAAUUAUGUAUUGCUUCUUUUGAAUAUACAUCCGGGGGAAUGUUAUAUAUAAUAAUUAUAUUAUAAUAAUGUUGUAUAAUAAUUACCAUAAUAAUCAUGAUUCUCAAAUAUCACACACGUUUUUUUUCAGUAGCCUAUGUUGAAAACUAUUCAGACAUAUAGUAGAUCUAUAUUUAUAUAUUUAUGUAGCACAUUUCAUUGUUUAUACUGGGGGGACUGCUUUAUAGGUGAAUUAAAAUAGGAAAGAAAAUACAGUAAUGGCACAUAUGAAAGCAUCCUCGUAGGCACAUAACUUAUAUUUCUGCAUAAUUAUAAUUAUACAUCUAAAUUCCUACAUAAAAUCAUACAAUAGUCUUGGAUUGUGUGUGUGUGUGUGUGUGUGUGUGUGUGUGUGUGUGUGUGUGUGUGAGGGUGGGGACGGUGUCAGGUCAGGUUUUUACUAUUGCUUACAAUCAAGAGUAAAAUAAUGCAUUAACUCACUCUGACCCUCCUGCUUGACCCCUGGGCACUUAAAGCACAACAGGUGCACUGUCUGGAAAGUUUAGUGUGUUACAAAAAAAGCAUCUCAAUCUCAAACGGCACACGACCAUGAUCCAGCCUAAAGGCCCCUGAGAUGAAAGAAAACCCCAAACUGCACAAUAUGCCCCCUUUUUUCUGCAGACACAGGUGCCACCGAUCUGUCUACAGCCUAUAGGAUCGAAACACUGUUGCACUUUAAAGCCGUUUCAGACGCCUACAAAUAUGAGAUGCUCCAAGGCAAAACGCAAAUUAUUCCUCCAAAAAUGACAACAAUGCAAAGACAAGUCGGGGUCCGGAGCUCCCUCCUCUCUGACGGGGACUGCUUCGACAUGUGGCACGACUACAUGAACCUGGGAAGACUCAUGGAGAGGCUGUGCGACAGGCGAGACAGGGACCACGGAGACACCGAGGGGCCCAAGAAAGAAGCAGCAGCGGCUCCGUGGAGCCACAUCCAAACCUCUCGGCGAGAGGACUUCAAGAACUCCCCAGGGACCAGUUCAGUCAGCAGCCUGUCGGACACCAGCUGCAGCGGGACCCCUUCAUACUUCUGCCGCUUCUGUAAGCAGAACGGGGAAUCUGUGAGGGUGUACCGGUCACACAGGCUGAAGUCAGACGACGGGAAAGUCACCUGCCCCAUCCUCUGGAACUACACCUGUCCUAUCUGUGCAGCCACCGGGGACCACGCUCACACACGCCGGUACUGCCCGCAGGCGCAGCGGCAGGACGCUGCGAGGAAGCUUCCAGGGUCCAGGUUCUGGUAGCUGAUAAGACACUGAGAGACUGAGGACACUGAAAAGACUGUACAUAAUUACCAAGAACUGUUUUGGUCAUGUGUUCAUGUUUACACAAACUGUUGUAGGUUCCCAAAGUGUUUGAAAUAUUUCAUGUUUGACAUGUUUGCAUUAAUAUUACUGUCAUUCUGCUGCAGACAGUCUGCUGUUCAGAGGGUACAUAGUUUCAUCAUCAACCUGUCCAGCGUUAAAAAAAAAUGUUUUAAAACAUGUUAUCAAACCUUUGAAAACUUAAGUGUCAAAAACUGACAUUUUGGAAACCGCAAAACUAAAACUGUCUUCUUGUACAUCAAAAAUAAAUAUGGUAAAUGUUUGCA